AUGAGUGGGACUCUAUAUAACUCCCCUGAACUGGCUCGGAGCGCUCUGCAUCCUCAUGAUUUCCCUGUCAGCGCGGCUCCCACUGCUCCUCUAUCACCUCCGUCCGAAGAAGGUACUCCAGAUCUUCUUACUGUGUGGACCAAGCUAGGCGCACGCGACUUUCUGGACAUGUCGACGCCGUCUGGCCAGUCGCCCACGCUGCAUGAGCUGAACUCCGACCCGUAUCUCUCUGCACCGUCCGAUCCCGAGGAAAGCGACUUUCAUGCUAGCGCUAUUCGCUUAACUCCGGUCGGUGGGAGUCCAAAUCACAGUUCGCCGAACGAAAGUCGACGCCCGUCGAUCCAGUCGCAGACUCACUUGGGUCGCGAACAUGAAUAUACAUCGUCGAGGCCGAGCACGUAUCUUGUGCCGUCGGACAUCGAGCUGGUGAACGGCUCUGAUUCUUGGCAAACCGAGGUCACCUCAUCCUUCAGUGGAGGCGUAACGGCUCCAGCCGAAGAUACAGGACGGCCAUCGGCGAUAGGCGUGAAUACCUCGCAUUUGCUCAGCGCAGAAAAUACGAUGCCGAGUCCGAUAUCUGCAUCGGGCAGUUUGACUGUCCCGGGUAGUGCCACUACCAUGCGUGGAUCUUUUGCGACUCCUCAGCCGGGCCUCGGUAUCUCUAAUACGACAUACGGUCCUCCGGGGCUCACAAUUUCCACCGAUCGCCAGUCAAGAGAUGAUUUGACCUCGCCUUCGCCAAGAGGAAGAAGCCCUAUCGUCAUGGUCAGUAAGGUGUCGCGGGGAGAUUCCCCCGUUACUCAUCAAAGACGUCCAAGUAGGUCAACAGUGCAUCUCUCCCCGGGAGACAUGUCUAGUGAAUCUGGCCAUGAAGACGAUUACAGCGACGUGCGAUCGGUUGGCUCACUCUCUGUGGCACGAACCCAUAACGGCAACUGGAUUCCUAAUUCCACCACCGGUCUUGGAGGUCUCGAUCCUAUAUCCCGGGGGGAUGAGCUUGUGCCGAGCCCGAAUGAUCUCAAGAGUCAGCGCGAGCGCGAGCAGAAGAACGAAUCCAUUUCAAUAUGGACCGAAACCGUGAGCGUGGCGAGCAGUGAGGUGGGUGACGAGCCUCCUUUGACUCGACAGAAAUCUCCAGCAACUAGGACGCGCCGAGCGCGGAGUACUGGUGAUCGUCCUUUUCAGCAGGAGGACUAUUUCAACUUACAGUUUACUUCUACCAAUCGACCCGUGCUAGGACCCGGAGUCAAGGUAUAUGAGAGCAGCGAGGAUGAAGUUCCUGGAGAGUCCGACGAAGCCGAAAGCAUUCGUGCUGAGUCUCCUGCCGCUGAUGCAACUCAGCUCAACCGGAACGAUCGCUCAACACCUGAAAUAUAUCAUUCGCUUGAACAGACGGACUCCUGCGGGAACUUCUGUCUUUACCCCUGGCAGGAUAUUCCACGCGACUCAACACCCAGGGCCGAAGUGCUGCAACCGGGAAGUUCCAGCGCCGCCAUGGUGGCAUUUGAGAAGCGUGCGCGAGACCUGGAGACGGCAUCACUAACGGCGACCAUUGACAACAACAGUAUCAUCAAUUUCGGGAUGACCUUCGACAGAUUAUCCAUCAAUGAUCAACCCAAAACCAAGGAGAGACGGAGUAACAGUCUUCUAAAGCGUCCUUUCUUCCAGCAGGCGUCCUCAAAACUAAAGCGUCAAGCGUCUGAUCUUUCAAUUUCCACCGUCCACACUGCUGCUCAACAACCCCCUCAAGAGCCCCAGCGCAAAGACAGCGGUUCACACCGUCACAGGCUGAGCUUGUCAUCUAGAUCGCAUAAACACACGCGCUCCCCUAGCCUGACAAAUGCUCUUAUGUCUAUGUCGGGUCAAAUGGCGGCCAUUGGAGGAAGUCACUCAGUUCAAGCCGUAUCACCCAAUCCAGAAGCGAGCUCUAUGAGCCUCCCCAAGAGCCGUGUCCGAAGCCGAAGCGAGGUUCCCCGGCCUGUCACGCCGGGUUUGAUGGAUCUCAUGACCACCCAUGGUGGGCCCCCAGUCGCUGGUCUAUAUCGCUCUCCCAUGUUGGAGGUGGGAGCUGAGCCAGCAAGUGCAGCUCCAAGACCCAACACUGCCGGCGCGGAAGAUGAAGACGAAAUUGACAUGAUCGAUGACAAGGGCCAGGUGAUGGACUUCCUACCUGUCUCUAGCCUGCCAGUGCCUACAUUUGAAGGAUUUAGGGCGCAGAUCAUGCAACUUAGUCCACGGCUCGAGCCUGCUCUAAUCCAUCGGUUUGCGCAGGCACAAGUGCGUCGUUAUAGGCAUCUGGUAGAAUUGCAACAAAAGCACUCGGUUGCUGUUGCCAAUCACUCAUGCAAGGCUGGUAAAUUUUGCUUUGCUCAAGGAGGCGAGGCGUCUUGGCCAUCCCAGCGCCCUGCUGACACCCAGGCUGGACAAACCCGAUUCCGGGUUGCUGACCAUAGCACUAGCCACGGCCGCGACCAGCCUUACAUUCUAGGUGAGGGAGCUAUUGCCGCGGCUCAAUUUCCUCCUGGUGUACCUCUUCCACCUGUCGAUCGUCUACCCGCCGAAUUCGAAUGCCCGAUUUGCUUUGAAGUCAAGAAGUUCUACAAGCCAUCUGACUGGUCCAAACACGUCCAUGAAGAUGCGCAGCCCUUCACGUGCAGCUUCCCUCAGUGUAAUGAACCCAAAUCAUUCAAGCGCAAGGCAGACUGGGUUCGGCAUGAGAAUGAGCGACAUCGACAACUUGAAUGGUGGACCUGCUCCAACUCCGAGUGCAGCCACACCUGUUAUCGCAAGGACAACUUCGUCCAGCAUCUAGUGCGGGAGCAUAAGAUGCUCGACCCUAAGGCAAAGAAAACCAAAGGAUCGGCAGACGCAGGCGACGGUUUAUCUGACAGCAUGUGUGAACGGGAACUCAGUCGGCUCUGGAAGAUAGUUGACGAGUGUCACCAUGAAACAGAGAACACCUUGCGUCAAGAACCCUGUCGUUUCUGCGGGAACAUCUGUGGAUCCUGGAAAAAGCUAACGGUGCACCUGGGGAAACACAUGGAACAACUUGCCAUGCCAGUGCUGGAACUCGCCAAACAAAGUUGUGCCGCGCCGCCGAGCCAGGUCCACCAGGUGGACAAGGCCGGCAGGUCUGCCGAAACACAAGCCCCCCUCGCAGCACAGGCACAGUUUCACCCGCAACACGAUCGCUCUGGAACGUCAGCCCAUCUCGCACGGCCACAGCCACAAUUUCCAACCAGCAAUGCUAGCGCGCCGGCUAGCCAGCCCUUCUCCUAUGAGAUCCCUCUGCUUAACUACCCGUCUAUUUCAGGCGGCGAACUAUCAAUGGAGCCGGAGUCGAUUACCGAUUCUCUCCAGCCCGGCGAUCCUCAAUUCGCAGGUGCAGGAUACAUGAACCAGUUCGGCCAAGGCACGCUCCACCCGCAAGCCCAGACCCACCCCCUGCAUCAGAACUCGGUGACGUACCCACCGCCAUACAACGCGGUCCCGCGCUCGAGGACGCCUGAAGCGAACGCUGCCAUGCUGCCGCACUCGUAUUCCCUCAGUUCCCACCUUGAAGGCUCGCUCUACCCCGCCACGGGUUAUCCGGCAUACCAGCCCGUGGCUCCCAACUCCCCCUACACGACGGGGCCCUAUACCUCCAGCUACUCCAGCUAUUCCUCUCAGAUGUGA
Penicillium atrosanguineum is the source of this 3675-nucleotide messenger RNA. RefSeq names its product putative C2H2 finger domain protein. Bases 1 to 3675 code for a protein of 1224 amino acids. The transcript has a single exon. NCBI's taxonomy places the organism in Eukaryota, Fungi, Ascomycota, Eurotiomycetes, Eurotiales, Aspergillaceae. The record is from RefSeq and is a predicted model, not a curated record.